Blastomyces gilchristii SLH14081 is the source of this 2172-nucleotide messenger RNA. RefSeq names its product NADH-ubiquinone oxidoreductase 20.8 kDa subunit. Gene Ontology annotation, biological process: mitochondrial electron transport, NADH to ubiquinone. The record is from RefSeq and is a predicted model, not a curated record. Bases 182 to 664 code for a protein of 160 amino acids. The transcript is spliced from 4 exons. NCBI's taxonomy places the organism in Eukaryota, Fungi, Ascomycota, Eurotiomycetes, Onygenales, Ajellomycetaceae.
ACAGUACCUCGGGGUCGGGAUAUCAAUAACCCGACCGACAAACAGCCGCUUAGCUCCAGCCGCCAAAAGCAUCGCAGCAUCCCCAAUGCUCAACUCCGCCGAUUCAAACCUCCAAUUCCUCCCCGCACUCCCGCAUCCAUUCUCAAAAGCCCCAAUCGUGCACGGCACAUAGUCUGCCACCAUGUCUGGGAGCCGCGGAGCUCAGUUCAACCAACAUGUGCUCAUCGACACAACCCCCAUGCCCGAUGACAUCCCCAAGGUCAAAGAGAUCGGGGCCACGUCUGCCCCAUUGAUGAGCGCGGCGUACUUCAUCGGCGACCGCUGCAAGGCAUACAAUGACGAUUACAUGAAGUGCAAGACGGAGUCCAACGGGAAGGGCGAGCUGGACUGUCUGAGGGAAGGUCGGAAGGUUACCCGUUGCGCGGCUAGUGUCAUCAAGGAUAUCAACGAAAACUGCCUCGAGCAAUUCAAGACGCAUUUUGAAUGUCUAGAACAGAAUAACCAUCACCUAUGGCAAUGUCGGAGGGCUGAGAACGCACUAAAUACUUGCGUGUUUGAGAAGCUUGGUCUAAAGAAAGAAAUCCCCGAUACCCCCAAGGGCCAGACACCUGUCCAUCUGCGAAAGUCCCAAAUCUACGCCAAUUACUCUGGUCCGCAAUAUUAGAUUUUCUUUUUACUUUUUGUCUUAAGAAUAAUGAAAAAUUGAAACAAAAAAACAACAAAAGGGAUCUCGUCUGCUCUGUACAUAUAUACAUAUAUUAUUGGUUCGGAAUGAUCGCAUGGUUGCAUUCUUGUGAAAUACGAGUUCAUUCAUCACAUCAAUUCUCGUUUGCGAGCUCGUGGCUUGGUUUAGCCUUUUAGCAUGCAUACUCUGAUUUAUAUAGAGUGAAGAAACCAGAAAAUCGGGCCCUCUACUCGUCUACCUGCAAAGUUAUACCUGGAGCUCAAAAGAAAGAGCCAAGUGCAGAGAAAAAGAAAGGUUAAAUAUAUGAACACCCCUGUUACUGCAUAUCCAGAACCCUCCCCGUCCACUACCACUAUACCUCAAAACUUAGAUUUCUCCUUCCUCUGCAACCACUCCCUGAGCCUCUGCGAAUAUUCAGGUAGAGCCGGAGUAUGCACCUUAUGAUGCUCCGCCGUGGCAUAUAUUAUCUUCCCAUCCUUGGACUCCAUCGUGGCGCCUAUUAGGGCCAUUGUUCGUCCGUGCUGGAUGACGUUGGUGCGGAUGUAGACUAUCGAACCUAUAUUUGUAAAAAAACAAAAAGGCAGUUGUGUUAAAUAACUUGAUCAAAAAGAGGGGCUCUCUUUCCUUGCUUGGUGGUUUGCCUGUUUUAUGUGUUCACAUAGAUAGACUCUAGUACAUGAUACAUAAUACACGUACUGCAACGUUGACAUACCUAUAGGCACAGCUUUCAGAUAGGAGAUGUUGAGUGAGCGCGUGACACCAGCCAGGAACCUAAACGACGUGGGAAACAGGAGCGGUUAGAAUAAAAGGUAUCCUACGCCGGCCGAAUUAUUCUGUUUCAGAGAGGGAAUGGGACUUAUGUAGGUACUUACUCCCAAUAUCCCUCCUUCGAAAUCGGGCUCAUGGAGAUGGCAGUGCACAUGUCUAGAUGGGUUUUAUUCUUCCGUUAGGUGACUACUAACAAACCUUCGGCAGGAGAAUGCCUGAUAUACGAUACUACAUAUAGAUAUAUGUAUAGAGGAAAGGCAGAAUAACUUACCAAAUAUAACACCGUAAGCGCCGCCAUGCAUCACCCCUAUAAACUCCAGUUUGUUUUACUUUCCUUCAGCACAUCCCUUCUAUAUACUCGUAUCCUACAUGCGGUAGGUUGGGCAGAGGAAAGAGAAUAGGGAGAUGCAAAAUCAUUCAUGUUCUCCUAACCAUUUAUAUUGGCCCAGAAGUCCGUAAUGGGGAGUUCCCAGAGGGCUCUGCCGUCGGGAUACGCUUCGAUGACCCGCAGGGAAUCCAUCAGCUGUCUAUCGUAGCCCUAUAUACUCCGUGACAGGAAAGAAAAAGGGGAAAUGGUCAGUUAGUUGGUUUUGAUGAGGUAUAGCAUUUUGCUAGGGAGUAUUUUCGAUAGUGUAUGCAUCGCUGGGCUGUUUAGAGACAACGAACGGUAUCGUCACGGGAUAAUUAUUAAGGGGAAAUGGUAUGAGGAGAGUAUAUAA